CAUCACCGCUGCCAACCAAUCGUGAAAGCGAGGCUGCUGCAACCUGCCGUUUCCUGUUGUGCCACAUGGGGGGACAUCGAGGCAGUGUGCAUCUCGGGGAGCCGUGUUGCUCUUCCUUCGUCCCCGCUCCCCUUCGUCCCCGCUCCCCUUCGUCCCCGCUCCCCCUCGUCCCACAUCCCUCUCGUUCCACAUCCCUCUCGCUCCACCUCCCCGUCGACUUCCGGUUUCCACCAUUUCCUUCCAAUGGUCUGCGACGAGGUGGUGCUUACAUUGAAGUGGCAUCAAGCAUGGAGCCUAGCGCCAAGCGGCGGCGACUCGGACACAUCGCCGACACAGUACCGCGGGUUACCGCUCCGAGAUCACGCGAUAUACCGAUCGAGCCCAGCUUGAACGACGUGCACGAUGUCGAAGACGAUGUAUUCGACCCAACUCAUGCCUUUUUCGAGGCACUGCCCAGCGCCGUUCAGCGGAUCGGCCCUCGGCACCAAAGUAGUUCAAGCGACGCGGAAACAGCGCAGUCUGACCUCUCGCCGUGGGUGAAGGAUAUCUUUCCCCACUUUCUACCCUUCAUCCCAUCAGUGGAUCGCAAUCCCGUUGAUUUGCAGUCCCCGAAUCCAUUCCUCGAACCCGAUGAGCUUGAGGUCACGCAUCCCGUGCUCCGUAAGCCUGCUACUACUACUCGUCCGCCACCCCUGCCUUCAGGGUCCGUCAAUGGCUUUCUCAAGUUCAAAUUCAGCAACAACAAGAGAAAGUACUCCGAGUCUUUCUCUGGUCCACCUCCUCUGUUGCCCGCUGCGGUAGACCACGCUGCCAGUGCCAGUCAGCAUAAAACAACAUCAGUCGACCCACGUGUCUUGGUCUUGAGAAACAGCAGCCAUGUACCCCCUUUACCUCCUAACUUUGGUCAUGUUUGUCUCCGUGGGCACACUGAUCGCGCGCUAUUUGCCUUCUUUCUACGGGCCAUUGUACCUGGAAGGACGGUCAUCGAAGGCGACAAUACUUACAAGACCGAGAUCGCCCCAAUCGCUGCCGAAAACGAUCUGGUCAAGUGUUGCAUCUUGUCCUUGGCCGCAACUUAUGUCUUGGAUUUCGUCCAAACCCCAACUCUCCUCCAGCGUGCAGGUUUCAAUCACAAGAAAUCCAUGGUGCUCCUUACCGAGGAGUUGAACAAGCCUGAUACCUACAAGCCUGGUCAUGAAGUUGCCGUCUUGGCGGCUCUCACCUUACUAGCUCACAACGAAGUCGUCAACUGGGAAAUCGCAAGCCGUGAACCCUCCCCGAAAUGGUAUCGUGCGUCGAAGAAGGCCGAGUUCAUCAUGAGCAGAACCAACCCGGGUUAUCGCUAUUCCAAGCCCAUCAACGUGCAAUGCACCACUGCACGGACGCAGAUCGCCCACCUGUUCUGCUACUACAUCGUCAUGAGCGACUGCGUCUGUCCCCUUAACUUGGAAACGACCGAGUGCUCCUUCUCGUGGCUCAUGAAUGGACAGGACCAGGAACAACGCACCAUUGUCGGCAUGGCUGGACUGUCGCCCAAGUUGACCCAUUUCAUCGCCAAGAUUACGUUUCUGGCUGGCACUCUCCUCAAGAAUCCUACUGCCGUGGCAAGUCUCCUUGUUGCUGGGCAGAUCGAGAAGCUCCUCCAGAGCUUCCCCCAGUCAUCGCUACUCUCCAAGGGAUACCCUACCCUGGAAGCAAUGCUGGCGGCAUGCACGCUGAACGAAGACGGCAAGGUCACCACUGCCGCGGAAGUGACAGACCUCAUUGCAGGUUCUUAUGUCGCCGCGGCGCAGAUAUAUCUUCAAUGCCGCGUUUUCCGCCGGACGAGAUCGCACCCCUUAGUGCAGCGUGUCCUGGACCAGCUGCUGUCUUGUAUCACCCGACAACCCACAUCCGGAAACCUCUUCACUGCCCAAACGCCGUUGUAUUCUGUAUUCGUAGCCGGGAUUGUUGCCUACAAGCCUCACCAUCGUGACGUUGUGAGGAAUUGGUUUCUACCAAUCUGCCCGGAUGCCCGAGGUAACGUGCCACCCGCCUGGAGGGCGAUGCAGAGUGUCUGGGAGUGGAUGGACACUCGGGACUUUGGCUUCCCCGAGCCGACUUUUGGAGACCUGAUGGACGAGGACGGCCGUGUUGCUGACCGCCAUGCGUGGUGGGAAGAUCUCGUGGCGGUCUUGAUGGAGAAAGAGGGAAGGAUGAACCUCUCUUGAACGCUCUUUAUGAAACAAUAUAGAAACAAUGCCCGCCCCCUUUUGUUUGCCGAGAUGUUCUAGCCAGCAUCUAAGCUGGCCCAGUCGGUUUCUUCAGCCAUGCCUCUCAGUGCCACAGUCAUUGU
Molecule: messenger RNA, 2335 nt
Organism: Phialemonium atrogriseum
Lineage: Eukaryota; Fungi; Ascomycota; Sordariomycetes; Cephalothecales; Cephalothecaceae
Product: fungal-specific transcription factor domain-containing protein
Exons: 8
Coding region: 66-2210 (714 amino acids)
Source: RefSeq, a predicted model, not a curated record